Sinocyclocheilus anshuiensis is the source of this 2418-nucleotide messenger RNA. RefSeq names its product set1/Ash2 histone methyltransferase complex subunit ASH2. Gene Ontology annotation, cellular component: Set1C/COMPASS complex. The record is from RefSeq and is a predicted model, not a curated record. Gene Ontology annotation, molecular function: protein binding; transcription cis-regulatory region binding. Bases 127 to 1839 code for a protein of 570 amino acids. The transcript has 17 exons. NCBI's taxonomy places the organism in Eukaryota, Metazoa, Chordata, Actinopteri, Cypriniformes, Cyprinidae.
AAGCCGCCGUGUUAUCGCGAGAUUUCAACUGUUGUCGUUAUUCCAAAGAUGGCGGCAGAAGCGGGAUCUGUGCCUGAGAGAGACACAGCAGAAGGGUGAGAAUCAUCAUUAGAUCUGACCACAAACAUGGAGACUGAGUCGUCCAGUGGAAAAGAGACUAUGGACACGGCGGGUGACAGUUCGGAGGCGGCGGAUGCUCAGACGGGGUCUGGAGACGAUGAGAACGGCCGUCAGCUGGGGGACGUGGAGCUGCAGUGUGCGCUGUGCAUGAAGUGGUUUACGGCGGACACGUUCAGCAUCGACACGGUAAAUUGCCUGCCGUUCGUGACCAAUUAUGUGUUUCACUGCAAUGUGUGUCACCACAGCGGAAACACAUACUUUUUGAGGAAACAAGCAAAUCUGAAGGAGAUGUGUCUCACUGCUUUGGCAAAUCUGACAUGGAGGUCCAGAACUCAAGAGGAGCAUCCCAAAACAAUGUUCUCUAAAGAUAAGGACAUCAUACCUUUCAUUGACAAAUACUGGGAGUGCAUGACGACCCGCCAGAGGCCCGGCAAACUCACAUGGCCAAAUAAUAUCGUCAAGACUAUGAGUAAAGAGCGUGAUGUUUUCCUGGUGAAAGAACAUCCAGACCCCGGCAGUAAAGACUCUGAAGAGGACUAUCCCAAGUUUGGCUUGCUUGAUCAGGAUCUGGCCAAUAUUGGACCGUCGUAUGACACCCAGAAGCAGAUUACGGCUAUCACGGGUGCUGGAGGGUUAAAUGCUGUGCGUUGUAUUCCAGGUGGAUCGACUUUUUCAGGUGGGCUUCCUCCAGCUGCUACAGGUAAAGGCCGAGGAGCCAAACGCAAACAGCAGCAGCAACAGGACGGAGCCACGGCUGGAACGGCCAAGAGAACACGCAGUGACCCGCUGUUCUCAGCGCAGCGCCUGCCACCUCAUGGUUAUCCUCUCGAGCACCCCUUCAACAAAGACGGUUACCGCUACAUCCUAGCUGAGCCGGAUCCCCACGCUCCCGACCCGGAAAAACUGGAGCUGGACUGCUGGGCCGGGAAGCCCAUCCCUGGAGACCUGUACCGCGCGUGUCUGUACGAGAGAGUGCUGCUGGCGCUGCAUGACAGAGCUCCGCAGCUAAAGAUUUCAGACGACCGCUUGACGGUGACCGGAGAGAAGGGCUACUCGAUGGUCCGAGCGUCUCAUGGCGUCAGAAAGGGCGCGUGGUAUUUUGAGGUCACUGUGGACGAGAUGCCACCGGACACCGCGGCUCGGCUGGGCUGGUCGCAGCCUUUAGGAAACCUACAAGCUCCUCUGGGUUACGAUAAGUUCAGCUACUCAUGGCGCAGUAAGAAAGGAACGCGCUUCCAUCAGUCCAUAGGAAAGCAUUACUCUGACAGCUACGGACAGGGCGACAUCUUGGGCUUCUACAUUGAGCUUCCAGACGACACCGAAACCGCCAAGGCUCUGCCUGACACCUACAAGGACAAAGCGCUGAUCAAAUUCAAAAGCUACUUGUACUUUGAAGAGAAAGAUUACGUGGACAAGGCCGAGAAGAGUUUAAAACCCACCAGUUCCAGCCGAAUUAUAUUUUUUAAGAACGGAGUGAAUCAAGGUGUGGCCUAUGAGGAUCUGUUCGAGGGCAUGUAUUUCCCCGCCAUAUCCCUCUACAAGAGCUGCACGGUGUCUGUUAAUUUUGGACCUCACUUCAGAUACCCAUCAAAAGACAUCAAGUUUCAGCCAAUGAGUGACAUGGGUUGGGGUGCUGUGACUGAACACACGCUGGCUGAUAUGCUGUACCACGUGGAGACAGAAGUAGACGGCCGACGGAGCCCCCCGUGGGAGGGUUAAAUCCAUGCCAAACCCACCAGCCAUAAGGCUGAAAACAUGUUUUCAUGUACCAUUAUCAACAGCGCACAGCAUUUUUUGUUACAUAUCAUUAAAUCAUUUGGUUACAGUCGUAUUCUGCCCUUGUUUUCUAUGCAGGAUUCAAAAUGUCUUUCUCAUAAGUCAGCAUGCAUUUCUCAUAUUUCGGUUUUUAUUUCAUGAAACCUCACACUGCACCAGAUUGUGAUGUUGAUGGAUGAAUCCAGCUAGAAAAUGAUGUUUCGGAUGGUUUAUCUUUUAUGUAAGCUUGUUUUAAUAGUUACAUACUACGUUUCCUCAUACUGCAGGUUUAUUUUAGUAUCAGUCAUGAUUUCAUUUCCGUCAUACAGUGACCUGCUGAAGUCUGAUGUUCAGUUGUGUGUGAUGUGGUGUGUGUUUAACAGUGUUCUCAGAUGCCAUGGGUUUCCAUUCAUGGUUUUUAUCAGUUGUUUAUUUCUUAAGUGGUUUGUAGUCAUUCAGAUAGAUGUAAAAUAUGAUUUUUUUUUUUGUAAACCAUGUUUUAUACACAAACUUGUUUUAAUAAAGUAAUCUAAAGGAAUAUAA